Molecule: messenger RNA, 7580 nt
Organism: Lonchura striata (white-rumped munia)
Lineage: Eukaryota; Metazoa; Chordata; Aves; Passeriformes; Estrildidae
Gene: ADAMTS6
Product: ADAM metallopeptidase with thrombospondin type 1 motif 6
Biological process (GO): extracellular matrix organization; proteolysis
Cellular component (GO): extracellular matrix
Molecular function (GO): metalloendopeptidase activity
Source: RefSeq, a predicted model, not a curated record
UAAGCCUGUUUUCCCCUCCUUCCUCCUCUCCCCCCCUUUUUUGUUGGAAAGACAAAAUGUGCAGGGUGAUAGCUUCGGUGAAUUGAUGGCAUCCUUCCUCCUGCCAAGCCAACCCGUUUUCUAAAAUCCCCUUUAGGAAGGCUAGAGAAUUUUAUUCUGUUGGAGAAUAGAACCCUGAUGGUUGCUUGCACAGAGGGGAAAAGCAGAGAGGAAUACGGGAAUCGUCCUGUGCAAUCUAUUGUUUGAAACUUACUUUAUAUCAGAAAUUGAAGAUGAAAACGGAAAAGAAAUGGAGCAAUUUCAGUAACUAUCCUAUCUAACAUCUGUCUCACAUCUUAAGGAAUCUUACAAAUACUCACUUUGAAUUGAGAAAAUGACUGCAGCUAUAGAAGAAAGUACCUGCCCAGAAAGUGGAACAUCCUAUAGUUAAUUAGAAAGUAGUAUAAAAUAAAUAUAUCUGUUAUGGUGCGAUUCUGGAGUGAGGUUAACUCUAUAGCACACAGGUAGCUCUCCAAGGAGAAAGAAAAAAGAACUUUCUGUUUUUCUAAAUUAUGGAAAUUUUUUGGAAAACGUGGACAUGGAUUUUGAGCCUAGUCAUGGUUUCAUCGGAAUUUCUCAGUAACGGCAGGCUUUCAUACAGUUCUCAAGAGGAAUUCCUGUCUUACCUUGAACACUACCAACUAACAAUCCCAAUAAGGGUUGAUCAAAAUGGAGCCUUCCUCAGCUUUACUGUGAAAAAUCCUAAACCCUCAAGAAGGAGGAGGAGCACAGACCCUUAUGACCAAGAACUGGCAGCAUCUAAAUUAUUUUUUAAACUUUCUGCCUAUGGCAAGCACUUUCAUUUAAACCUGACUCUCAACACAGAUUUGGUGUCCAGACAUUUUACAGUAGAGUACUGGGGGAAAGAUGGACCGCAAUGGAAGCACGAUUUCUUAGACCACUGUCAUUACACAGGAUAUUUGCAAGACCAACACAGUACAACUAAAGUGGCCUUAAGCAACUGCAAUGGUCUGCAUGGAGUCAUUGCUACAGAAGAUGAUGAGUAUUUUAUUGAGCCUUUAAGAAAUAUAACAGAAGAUUCUAGUAACUAUAAUUACGAGAAUGGUCAACCUCAUGUUAUAUACAAAAAAUCUACCAUGCACCAGCAGCACCUCUAUGAUCACAGUCACUGUGGAGUAUCAGAAGACCUCACGAGAAGCAAAAAACCUGGGUGGAUGAAUGAUGCCUCUGCUUUUCCAGCUUCACUUCCAGUCAAUGGCACACUAAGUAGUCGUAGUCGACAGAAGAGAUCUGUAAGCCUUGAGCGGUUUGUGGAAACGCUGGUAGUAGCAGACAAAAUGAUGGUGGGAUACCAUGGUCGCAAAGACAUUGAACACUACAUUUUGAGUGUAAUGAAUAUUGUUGCCAAACUUUAUCGUGAUUCCAGCCUAGGAAACGUUGUGAAUAUUAUAGUGACACGUUUGAUUGUCCUCACUGAAGAUCAGCCAAACUUGGAGAUAAACCACCAUGCAGACAAGUCCCUCGAUAGCUUCUGUAAGUGGCAGAAAUCCAUUCUCUCCCACCAAAGUGAUGGAAACACCAUUCCAGAAAAUGGGAUUGCCCACCAUGAUAAUGCGGUUCUUAUUACUAGAUAUGAUAUCUGCACUUACAAAAACAAGCCUUGUGGAACACUGGGCUUGGCCUCUGUGGCUGGAAUGUGUGAGCCUGAAAGGAGCUGCAGCAUUAAUGAAGAUAUUGGCCUAGGUUCAGCUUUUACCAUUGCACAUGAGAUUGGUCACAAUUUUGGUAUGAAUCAUGAUGGAAUUGGAAAUUCUUGUGGGACCAAAGGUCAUGAAGCAGCAAAGCUAAUGGCAGCUCAUAUUACAGCAAACACCAAUCCUUUCUCCUGGUCAGCUUGCAGUCGGGAUUACAUCACCAGUUUUUUAGAUUCGGGCCGUGGUACUUGCCUUGAUAAUGAGCCUCCCAAGCGUGACUUUCUUUAUCCAGCUGUGGCCCCAGGUCAGGUGUAUGAUGCUGAUGAACAGUGUCGCUUCCAGUAUGGAGCAACAUCCCGCCAAUGUAAAUAUGGGGAAGUGUGUAGAGAGCUCUGGUGCCUCAGCAAAAGUAACCGCUGUGUUACCAACAGCAUUCCAGCAGCAGAAGGUACUCUUUGCCAAACAGGGAGCAUUGAAAAGGGGUGGUGUUAUCAGGGAGAGUGCGUACCUUUUGGCACUUGGCCCCAGAGCAUAGAUGGGGGUUGGGGUCCGUGGUCAAUAUGGGGAGAGUGCAGCCGGACCUGCGGGGGAGGAGUCUCCUCAUCUAUAAGACACUGUGACAGUCCAGCGCCGUCAGGUGGAGGCAAAUAUUGUCUUGGAGAAAGGAAGCGUUAUCGCUCCUGUAAUACUGAUCCGUGUCCUCCAGGGGCUCGUGAUUUUAGAGAGAAGCAAUGUGCGGAUUUUGACAAUAUGCCUUUCCGGGGAAAGUAUUAUAACUGGAAACCCUACACUGGAGGUGGGGUUAAACCAUGUGCAUUAAACUGCUUGGCUGAAGGGUAUAAUUUUUACACUGAACGUGCUCCUGCAGUAAUAGAUGGGACUCAGUGCAAUGCUGAUUCACUGGAUAUCUGUAUCAAUGGAGAAUGCAAGCAUGUAGGUUGUGAUAAUAUUUUGGGGUCUGAUGCUAAGGAAGAUAGAUGCCGUGUUUGUGGAGGAGAUGGGAGUACAUGUGAAGCCAUUGAAGGUUUCUUCAAUGGUUCAUUGCCCAGAGGAGGAUAUAUGGAAGUGAUUCAAAUUCCAAGAGGUUCUGUGCACAUUGAAAUAAGAGAAGUGGCAAUGUCAAAAAACUACAUUGCUUUAAAAUCUGAAGAGGAUGACUACUAUAUUAAUGGUGCCUGGACUAUUGACUGGCCAAGAAAAUUUGAUGUUGCUGGAACAGCCUUCCAUUACAAGAGGCCAACAGAUGAACCAGAGUCUUUGGAAGCACUAGGCCCUACUUCAGAAAACCUCAUAGUCAUGAUUCUGCUGCAGGAACAGAAUUUGGGGAUAAAAUAUAAAUUCAAUGUUCCGAUCUCUCGCACUGGCAGUGGAGACAAUGAGGUUGGCUUUGCAUGGAAUCAUCUGCCUUGGUCAGAAUGUUCUGCCACUUGUGCAGGAGGUGUCCAGAAACAAGAGGUGGUGUGUAAAAGGCUGGAUGACAGCUCCAUUGUACAAAACAAUUACUGUGACCCUGACAGUAAGCCUCCAGAAAACCAAAGAUCCUGCAACACUGAGCCUUGCCCACCUGAAUGGUUUAUAGGAGACUGGUCAGAGUGCAGUAAGACCUGUGAUGGAGGAAUGCGUUCACGAACAGUUCUCUGCAUCAGGAAGAUUGGGCCUUCUGAGGAGGAGACGCUGGACGCUGCCAACUGUUUAACACACCGGCCUGUUGAAAAAGAGCCCUGCAACAACCAGUCCUGCCCCCCACAGUGGGUUGCUCUGGACUGGUCAGAGUGCACACCAAAGUGUGGCCCAGGAUUCAAACACCGAAUUGUCCUGUGCAAAAGCAGUGAUCUUCUAAAAACCUUUCCAGCUGCACAAUGCCAAGACGAGAACAAGCCGCCAGUGCGCAUCCGCUGUAGUUUAGGCCGAUGUCCUCCUCCUCGCUGGGUUGCUGGGGACUGGGGACAGUGUUCUGCACAGUGUGGUCUUGGGCAACAGAUGAGAACAGUACAGUGCCUGUCAUAUACUGGACAAGCAUCCAGUGAGUGUUCAGAAACUCUCAGACCUCCAUCAAUGCAGCAGUGUGAAAGUAAAUGUGACAGUACUCCCAUUUCCAAUACAGAGGAGUGCAAAGAUGUGAACAAAGUGGCCUAUUGCCCACUGGUGCUGAAGUUCAAGUUCUGCAGUCGAGCAUACUUCAGACAGAUGUGCUGCAAGACCUGCCAAGGACACUGACCCACAGGAAGCAGAAGAAUGUGCCUUGUUUUUAUCAUUGUGGAAGAGUGUCCAUCAAAGAGAGCCACACAGCGGAAUAAGAUUGACGUCCUUGCAAAUGCAUUACCCUGUGGAAAACAUAACCACUGGUCAGCCCCAGCUGACGGGAUUUCAAUAUUAUUUUAACUUCUGUGAAGUGGGAUUUAUUAAUCCAAAGUGCUGGACACAGUAUGAGGGGAUCCCAAAUUUGAAAGAUUCACACAACACAUAUAGAUAGCUUACUGUGGAACAUUUGUGUUCUUUUGACUAAAUCCAAUAGUCUGUUUACAUCCAUGGACCAUUAAAAUAACUUUUAUUAUGGACUUAGCAAUGACACUGAAUCCAUUUCUAUUUAAAACUGUUUAAAAUGUAGUUCUUAUGAGUUGGUUUACUAUGGAAGUAAAAAAUAAUCAAAAAAAAGUUAAUUCAUAGCUUAAAAAUCUUAACUAUUUUAUCUCUUGACACAGCACCACAAUUUAAAUUAUAAAAUGAGCUUUGAAAUGUUAUUUAAGGAGCAUUUAAGAAAUUUUUUAGAAAAAAAAGUAUUUUUCCUUCAUUCCACCUAUUUCCCUUUGGAGUAAUCCAUAUUUCCUGAACACUGCUGUGAGCCAUAUAUAAAGCUAUACUAAAUAGAACAACCAUGAGGGACUUAGUUUUAAGAGGUGCAACAGUUAUUGCAGUGGUGCAUUAAAUACAAGUGUGCUGUGAAACAAAAUGAAAUCUUCACUGCAAGUUUAUAGCCAUCUUACCAUUGUACAAGUGAAACAGAACUGAAAGGAAUACAGUUCAUUAUCAUGGGGAGGCAGACCCCAGCAGUGGUGAAGACUGGAUUGCCAGUUCCUUCACUGCUACCAUAAAGAUUGUUUAGGAUUUACACUUUGACUCCAGCUCACUUUUGUUUACAACACCAGCCACAAAGAAGAAACAACUUUGUGGGCUUCUAGAUCUGGUUUACAUAUUAGCUUUGAUUCUCCAAAACUAAGUGAUUUGAAUGCAGAUGAUAAGUCUAGUGUGUAAUAGCAACAAUCCUUUGCAAAGCUGAAAGUUAAAAUGGAUUCCAGAUGUUCCCUCCUUUGAUACCAUAGCAGAGGUAUUGUUUACGAGAAGGAAUAUGUGAAUGUUCUAUUCAGGAGACCGUAUCUGAGUAGCAAGGAUUGCAACCAAAGAAUAAGUGACUCAUGGAGGUAUCUAGGUUCUGUUUUCAAAUGAGAAGUCAAAAGUGUGCUCGAGUCAAGAGGCCUGUGCCUGGAAUAAGGCACACUGGAAAAGGGAUGGCUGUUCUUCUGGCUGCCUUCACCUAAAUGGCCAGGUAACUAUUUGAAGCUGGACCAUAUUUAAGCAAGGGGCAGCUUUCAGCAUGAGACUGAAACAAAUUCAUGCCUGUAAAUUAGAAGCUAGAUAGUGAAUAGUCUUAACUAUUCACUGCCAUGUUCCACUUAUUCAUAUUACCCUAUUUUUAAUAUUCACCAAAUACUUAGUAUUUUUAAAAAUGAAACCAAAUUUCUUAGGCAAGUCACAAUCAGGAAUAUAACAUUAAAAAGUUAAUUGUCAUGCUCCUCUUCCCCUUCACUUUUCAGUAACAGUCUCAACAAGGAGAUAAGGAAAGUAGAUAUUACUUUAUAAUAAUAUAUUGUACUUGAACAUUUGCAUUUUGCAACAGGUACUUCAUGAAUGUGAUGGUGUGUCCAGCUAUGACUCCUUUGUUAUAAAACAGUUAAAAUUAUGUGAACAAUAAUGUGUUACAAAUUCUAACUCAAAUAGCACUUUUAAAAAAAAUAUUUUCAGUGAAAAAUAAUUUCAAAAUAUGAUAUUGAAGUGUACCAAUGUAUUUUACCAGUAACAAACCAAAUAUAUUGCACACUACUUACUAAUGUGAAUUAACAUGGAACAAUAGAUGCUGUUAAGAGGACUCAUACUAUGAAAUUUCCCCAACAUAUUGACAAUCUGUCAAGGGGUUUUGUGUAGCCCCAUGUCUGUACUCAUGACCAUCAAAUUCUUGUCAUCUGCUACCUCUUGCCAGUAUUUCCACUUCUGUACAAUUGUGACCAGUUGAAUUAAUUUUCAUUUGGCUUGCAUGUAUUCACAUAUGCUUAUUAUCUGUUGCUCUCAUCACCAUGUAAACAACUCCUGUUAAAACUGACACCAGUAGAUAAAAACUCCCAAAUUUUUGGGAGUUGCACAUAGAGAUUAAGGGCAGUAUGUAGUCCUUGUCUGUUAAGUGAAUUGACUUCCUAUGUCCUUUUGACAAAACACCUUGGUGCUAACAUGCCCUGGUUAGAUCAGAAGUAUGAUGAAAGGGUAAGGGGUUGUUGCAACAUUCCUUAAGCAAGAGGCCUCUUUGUAUCAGGGUCCAGUUUUCUCCAGGACAUGAUUUUGUUUAUCAGCUAAUGUGUCAUUUCAGCUAAUGAGAAAAGGGUUUUCUCUGUAUUGAAAAUAAGCCCUUUUUUUUACCUCACUUAGGACAUGAAAAUUGUAAGGAAUGUUUCCAAAGACACAUUUUGCUCUCUUACUGGGGCUAGAACACCGGGGAUUCUGAUGUUUACUCUGCAAUAUAACAGCACUGAGAUUGGAAUUUAAAGAACUGCCUGGAGCCAUGUUGAAUUGUAUUGUUAAAGGGAACAAAACACAGAAUGUAUAUGGAUUUGCAAACUAAGUAACGCUACAGACUAAGACUGAAAUAUGAAACCGAAUUAAAAGAAAAAUAAUUGGUUUCAACAGCACAGUUCAUUGCUGCUGCUACACUGUAGCCAUCUAUAUAAUCUAAGCUAAAUAGUGUUAUAUUCCUAAGUAGUGACAAAACGAGUCUUUGUGCAGGCUAUAAAUAUGACAGACCUAGAAUCAAAUAGUACAAUACAAGAUGCAGAAACCUGGUGCUAGUACUUCUGCUGAGCAAUACUAUCAGCUGGUAAAGAUCAAAACAGAAAUAAAAAUCUAAGAUUAAUCCUUCAAGGUGUAUACAUCCGAAAUAGUCCAUUUCAUUAGGAACUUUAUAAAGGAGUGAAUGUCACAUAGAUAUCCUUAAUAGUACAGACUGAAAUUACCUUUGUAUUAUUGUGAUUAGUUGCUUAUUAUUUUAUACUCAGUAUUAAUGUGGUACACUGUUACUUUAUUAUUAUUUUUGCUUUUGUAAAUUAUAUUCUAAUUUAUUGUCAUGUUUCUUAACACUUGUUCUACAUGCAUUCUCCUGCUUGUAAUAAAAACAAAAAUAUUGUAACACUUGAUGCAGUGAAAUUCCACACCAGGCACAGAUUUGUUUUUAACAUAGAUAAUUUAGUAAAAUAAAAGUGCAGCUUUUAAGAUUGAUACCCAUGAUACAGUUGUCUCUUCCCUUACUUACAGUUACUAGAAUUCUGUAUGCUUAAUGUUUGCUUCAUCCGGUACAUCAAAAUAUAUAUAAGGUGUCUUCUUUGAAGUAACAUCUAUGUUAUGGUAGAAUCCUGUCCUGGGCAGCGGCAAUAUUUGUCAUAUAUAAGCAAAUAAGGAAAUAACAAAAAGGAAAAAUCAAGAAUACGGUCAUGUACAUUACUUACGUACUUAGUCUAAGCAGUGAUGUAGAUCAAGAAUGAAAUUAUUGGCAGCAAAACUAUUUUGUACUUCUUGGAAUUAUUACAGACAGUCAAUAAUAACAAUAAAAUGUCCUUCUUGCAUUGA